Jaculus jaculus (lesser Egyptian jerboa) is the source of this 562-nucleotide messenger RNA. It is a transcript of the gene Polr2f, whose product is annotated as RNA polymerase II, I and III subunit F. The transcript has 5 exons. Gene Ontology annotation, biological process: DNA-templated transcription. Gene Ontology annotation, cellular component: RNA polymerase I complex; RNA polymerase III complex; RNA polymerase II, core complex. NCBI's taxonomy places the organism in Eukaryota, Metazoa, Chordata, Mammalia, Rodentia, Dipodidae. The record is from RefSeq and is a predicted model, not a curated record. The coding region runs from base 102 to 485 and encodes 127 amino acids. Gene Ontology annotation, molecular function: DNA-directed RNA polymerase activity; DNA binding.
GUCACGGCGCAGGCGCGGAACGCGCGCGCGCGUCUGCCGCGGGAGGCUGAGGCGCGGCGUUUGCGGCUCUUCCUGGAGUCGGGGCGGCGGGCCGGGGCGUCAUGUCGGACAACGAGGACAAUUUUGAUGGUGAUGACUUUGAUGACGUGGAGGAGGAUGAAGGGCUAGAUGACUUGGAAAAUGCCGAAGAGGAGGGUCAGGAGAAUGUUGAGAUCCUCCCCUCUGGGGAGCGACCACAGGCCAACCAGAAGCGAAUUACUACUCCGUACAUGACCAAGUAUGAGCGAGCUCGUGUGCUGGGGACUCGAGCUCUCCAGAUCGCGAUGUGUGCUCCUGUGAUGGUGGAGCUGGAAGGGGAGACAGACCCUUUGCUCAUCGCCAUGAAGGAACUCAAGGCCCGAAAGAUCCCCAUCAUCAUCCGCCGCUACCUGCCAGACGGGAGCUACGAAGACUGGGGCGUGGACGAGCUCAUCAUCACCGACUGAGCCGGGCUCUGAGGCACCCGCUUCUCUUUUCUGUGCUCACUUACAAUGUAAAUAAUAAACCCGAACUUUUCCAGCUA